AUGGAGGUUCUUGGGGUCCUGGCCUGGAUACGCGGGAGCCACAUGGGCGACCUAGCAGGACUGGACAACCUGGUGGCCAACACGGCCUACCUGAAUGCUCAGCGGAGUGAGCUGAGGAUAGACACGCUGAGGCUGCCCAGGCUAAAGAGGUCCUCUGCUCAGCUGGCAGCAGGGGAAAUGACGUACGAGUUUCUUUGUGAACAGCAGCCUAUUGGGAGGAGGUUAUUCCAGAAAUUUCUCCUGACCUCUAACCUGCAGAGCGUGGCUGCUGCAGAGUUCCUGCAGGAGCUGAGCCAGUGGAGCGUUGCAGUGGAUGGAAGCAAAGACGAGGCCAAACGGAGGAUAGUCGCCAAGUUCUGUCAACCUCAGUCUUGCACUUUCCUGUCCUACCUCCCCGGAGAAGAGGCUGACGUGUGCAGGGCAUUAUCGGAGAAAAACUUUGAUGAGGUGAAGGUGGGCCAGAUAAGAGAAGCCACAAGGAACUUUCUGAAGGGGAAGCCUUUCCAGCAGUACCUGAAGAGCCCCUUCUUCUAUAGGUUUCUGCAGUGGAAGCAGUGUGAGAGGCAGAAGAUCACUGACAGAUACUUUUAUGAGUUCAGAACUUUGGGAAAAGGUGGCUUUGGUGAGGUGUGUGCAGUGCAGGUGAAAUGCACAGGCCAAAUGUACGCCUGCAAGAAGCUGGAGAAGAGCCGUCUGAAGAAGAAAUGUGGCGAGAGGCUUGCCCUCAUGGAGAAGCAGAUCCUGGAAAAAGUCAACAGCCUCUUCAUCGUGAACCUGGCCUACGCCUACGAAAACGAAACCCACCUGUGCCUGGUCAUGGACCUGAUGCCUGGCGGAGACCUCAGGUUUCAUAUCUACGAGUUAGGGCCGAGGGGUCUCCGUAUGGAGCGGGUCGUUUACUAUGCAGCCCAGAUCAUCACCGGAAUCCUCCACCUGCACUCCAUGGACAUCAUUUACCGGGAUCUGAAGCCCGAGAACGUUCUGUUGGAUGGGAAAGGCCAGUGUCGUCUGUCGGACCUCGGACUGGCCGUGGAGCUCCCAAAGGGGAAAAUGAUCUGUCAGAAGGCCGGAACGACUGGCUACAUGGCUCCUGAGGUCCUGAGGCAGGAGUACUACCGCACCUCGGUGGACUGGUGGGCUCUGGGCUGCAGCAUUUACGAGAUGGUGGCUGCGCGUUUGCCUUUCAAAGACUUCAAAGAAAAGGUGCAGAAUUCCGAAGUCACCCGUCGUACUCUGGAGGACGAGGUCAAGUUUGAAGAUAAACGCUUUGAUGCUCCCACCAAAGAUAUUAUCGCCCAGUUUCUCAAGAAGAAGAUGGUGUAUCGCCUCGGCUGCCAUAGUGGUGUGGACCCACGAAACCAUGCCUUUUUCAAGAAUAUCCAUUUCCACCGUUUAGAGGCAGGGCUGGUGGAGCCCCCCUGGGUGCCAAGGCCCAAUGUGGUCUACGCCAAAGACAUAGAUCAUUAUCAGGACAACUCAGAGCUCAAGGAUGUUAAACUCGAUGCCAAGGAUGAGAAAUUCUUCAAAGAGUUCAGUACAGGUGCAGUUUCUAUCCAAUGGCAGACGGAAAUAAUUAACAGCGGAGUGUUUGAAGAGGUGAACAACGCCGAAGGCAACGGAAAUCUCAGCGAGAAUGGUUGGAAAUCCAGAAUGUGCAUCAUUUUGUAAGCACUACAUCACAUUGUAAGAACAUCAGCAAAACACAACCAAAUAUCAGCAUCUGGAGCAAGAGGUCUGAAUACUUGAGUUUAUUGGUUUUAAGCAAACAAAGUGCCUGGUUAAAACUCUAAAUCUAGCUGCUCUCGUCUUAACCUCAAUGUCUUUCUCUCCUACACAUCCUGCAAGUUUGCAUAGAAACAAGCCCAAAUAAAAAAAAACAACAGGUAACAAAGUUGCUGCCACAGCCAAACACAGCCGAAUAUCAGUCCCUGCAGGGAAGUAAAACCGCAGGAAAUAAGCAACCCCCUACUGCUCCACUACACUUUGCCCUGUCUUCCUGGUUACUCAGUGGGUCCCAGUUCAUUCAUAGUUUCCAUUACAUCACUCAGCACUUUUGGCAGGCAAUUGUUUUUUUUUUUAAUUGUUUGUACUUGUAAACAAGUUGCAUAAUGGUUUAGGAUCACUGUGCGAUUUUCCAAAUAAUCCCACAAUUCUUAAAGUGGCAAAAGAGUCACCUUAAGGGCCUUUUACUCAUCAGAAGUGACAGUUGAGUGCAGCUUCAUCAAUGUGGAGCCUUUCAGUAGCCGACAUUCACCACUAAGUGCCGCCAAACUCCCUCGAAGUGCAUUCAGCCUCCUUCACUCUCCUCAUGAUGUUCAUUAUCUUUACAGUGUUGCUCAGCUUU
Menidia menidia (Atlantic silverside) is the source of this 2344-nucleotide messenger RNA. NCBI's taxonomy places the organism in Eukaryota, Metazoa, Chordata, Actinopteri, Atheriniformes, Atherinopsidae. The record is from the annotation of a GenBank genome assembly.